Messenger RNA from Penicillium salamii, 1083 nucleotides. The record is from the annotation of a GenBank genome assembly. NCBI's taxonomy places the organism in Eukaryota, Fungi, Ascomycota, Eurotiomycetes, Eurotiales, Aspergillaceae.
AUGGAGUACCCUCCUCAAUACCAACAGCCCCAUGGGCAACAUCCGCACGCGUCCUCUCACAUCCCGGGUUCCUACCAAACUGGCGCACCAAACGCCGGUCCCCCCGUUGGAUCGAUGACGUCGCCUACCAAUGCUCAGGCACCAAUUCAACCUCACGCCGCGCAUCAAACCUCACCCAUCGUCCCAUCCCAACCGCAUUACCAACAAGCACAGAAUGGGCCUGGUGCCGUGCAUCAGCAAAUGAACUUUCCUCAGGGCUACGGCGUACCUGCGCCAAUGGCUCAGGGCUAUGGUAUCUCAGCCACGCAAGCGGCCGCCAUGGCCACCGCGGCAGCUUCUGGACAAUACUUUCCUCUGCACCAGGACUCCAUGGGUGGACAGAUGCCCCCUGGCUCCCGAGGCUCACCACGCAUGACAAACAUGCAAAUGAAGGAUCGCAACCCUCGCUCCCCACCACAGAUGCAAAGUCAGAUGCCCCCAAUGGGCUCUCAGGUCCAAAUGGCACCAAGCCAACAAAUGCCUCAGCGUCGCAUGAGCCAUGUUGGUAGUCCUAAUGUUCCAAGUGCACAACCGGUCAUGAGCCACGUUGGACGGCCCUCGAUUGCAGCUCCCCCGCUCCCCCAGGCACCCAUACAACAAAGCCAGUCCUCGCCGGACAUGGUACCCGGAAGCAAUCAAGAGGAGUCGCCUUUGUACGUCAACGCCAAACAAUUCCAUCGAAUCUUGAAGCGCCGCGUGGCGCGUCAGAAACUCGAAGAGCAAUUGCGCUUGACAUCGAAGGGUCGCAAACCCUACCUUCACGAGUCACGACACAACCACGCUAUGCGCAGACCCCGUGGCCCUGGAGGGCGAUUCCUAACAGCCGAUGAAGUUGCCGCCAUGGAAAAGCGCGCCGAGGUCACAGGCCAGCCAGUCACCUUCGAGGAUCUCAGCAAGCCCUUACCAACCGAGAAUGGCGCCGGGCAGAAGCGCAAGUCCAGCGAGGUGCAUGAUGAUGGUGUGAACUCCAAGAAAUCAAAGGUGGCUGUCAGUGGUGACUUGAGCGAACAAGACUCUGCCGAAGCCUCUGACGAUGACGGUUGA